Penaeus vannamei (Pacific white shrimp) is the source of this 299-nucleotide messenger RNA. The record is from RefSeq and is a predicted model, not a curated record. Lineage: Eukaryota; Metazoa; Arthropoda; Malacostraca; Decapoda; Penaeidae.
CGAGACUGAGAGGGCGAUAGCCUGUACUCGGGGCUUUACCCUGCGAGUCGCCUACAGUUAGCUGACCGGGAUAAUGCCGCCCCUCCGAGAUGACGUCAUCGGCGAAAACGGGGCGGGAAAAGACGUGAAUUCCAACGCACUUCCGGGAUUUAAGGGUUAUCCUAAGGACCGGGACCACCCCCUUAAAUCAGCCCUAAAGUGGAUUAAGGGAAAACGGGCCGACGACGCCGUAGGACCCUACUGGAGGAUACACGACGGGCUCUACGACCUGACGGAGUUCGCGGAGAGACACCCGGGAG